Molecule: messenger RNA, 2834 nt
Organism: Coffea eugenioides
Lineage: Eukaryota; Viridiplantae; Streptophyta; Magnoliopsida; Gentianales; Rubiaceae
Product: probable plastid-lipid-associated protein 14, chloroplastic
Exons: 13
Coding region: 587-2758 (723 amino acids)
Biological process (GO): protein phosphorylation
Molecular function (GO): ATP binding; protein kinase activity
Source: RefSeq, a predicted model, not a curated record
GACCCGUGCGUAGACGCAGCAAAUCCUCCUCCACCACGCUACUCUCACGCGUCACGCUUCCCUUGCCCGCCUUCUCUAUCCGGCUAUCCCUAUAAUACAGGAAUGAAUAAGGAUUACGACUCAGCAACAAGACAGGACUACAGAAUCAUUCAUUCGAGUCAGAGAGUUGCAACAACCUCCCUCCAACUUCUCGCCUCGCUCAUACUCAUAUUUCACGCGCGCGCACUACUACAGUCUACAGGUAGAGGUGCAGGUGAAAAAGACGACUUUGUAGUUUGGAUGGAUGGAUCAUUUGAUGAUGGCAAGUGAAUCCGUUUAAAACAUGUGAAGAAGUGUAUGUUGCGGCUAAUCCAAUCCGCUUUGGAAUUUUUGGUGUCCGUUCAUGGACAUAUGCAGCAGCAGCAGCAGUAUUGCUAGCUAGCACAUCGACACCGGCACUGGCUACUGCACCCAUCCAUCCAAGCUUCAUUUAUUUUUAUUUCCUUAUACUGCAGUUAGUAGCAAGCGAUUAUUCAACCAAAACCUCUCUCUCCCCCCCCCCCCCCCUGUGGCUCUUCUGUUGGUGGAUGAUGAAUAGACGACACAGAUGAUGGAGUUGAUUGGAAUUUGUUGCUCAAGUCUGAGUCCGGAAUGUGCUGUUGAAUUACUACCCUCCCGCUUCAGCUUCAUCAAUUCGUCCCCAACACCUAGCCACCACCGCCGUCGUCAUCAUCAUCAUCAUCUUUUCAGGCGGCCUCCCAUCCACGCUACAACUUACCACUCCUUCCGUAAUCCUCCUCCUACUAGUGCUACCACUUCUUCUACUUGUUAUUCGCCCCGGCGGCGGAGCAGCAGAUCAAAAUUUGCCUGUUGUUCUUCGCUGCCUAGACCACAACCUCCUGCUGCUGCUGCCGCCGCCGCCGCCGCCUCGGAAUUCCAGGGGGACAGCGGCAGUGCUUCUAGUAGUCCCGAUGAUUCCUCCGUUGCUGCUGCGGAGGACGAUUUUAGUCACGUCAUCAAGUUCAACAUGUCCGACUUCAACAUCUCUGACCGCGUCAGCGUUGGCCUUACCAGCCGGGCGGACGAGGUUAUCUUCGAAGCUACCGUCAAGGAUGUUAAUAAUCCAUUAUAUAACACCAAAGUUGUGCUUCGGAGGCUCACAAGUGCUCAGGCUAAGCGCAGAGGACGGAGAGCCAUAGAGGUGUUGAGGAGAUUGGCUCGUCGUAGAUUAAUGUACCAUUCUUACUCGAUGCAAGUUUAUGGAUAUGUCUCUUCAUCUUCCACUGGUGACACUGGCGCAUUUACGCUAGUCCAUGGGUAUCAUGGCAGUUUUUCUUUGAGACAUUGGCUCCAACAAUCUGACUGGUUUCCCACUUUGGAAGCUACUCUUGCUCUAGAUGAGGAUUCUGCAAGAAAAGUGGGUGACGAUACUAUUGGUGGGCCUGCCGUUUCUCGACAAUUGCGACUUAUUCGGGUUUUGAUGAGGGAUCUUUUGAUUGGGGUCAAUUACUUGCACAGCCAUGGACUUGCCCAUACAGAGUUGAGACUGGAAAAUUUGCAUAUUAGCCCUGUGGAUAAACAUAUCAAAGUGGGGAUACUGGGAAAUGCUGCUGAUCUUUAUGAGAGCUGUUCGGAGACAUUAAAUAGCAAAAUCGAUCGGCGAGAGAUGAUGAUUGCAUUUGACAUGAGGUGUGUCGGGUACAUUAUGGCUAAAAUGGUGCUGACGGAACUCAUGGAUUCAUCGGUAUUUAUGAAGUUUAAAGCAUUCCUCACCAAGGGAAAUGAUUCCUCCUGCUUGCGUGAGUUCCUAUUGCCUACUAUCUAUAGGAAUUCCUCAUCUGGAAAUACUGGAAUCCAAAUACUUGAUAGAAAUUGGGGUGCAGGUUGGAACUUACUAUCACUUCUCCUAGCAACCAAACCUUCACAGAGAAUAAGUUGCUUAAAAGCCUUGAGACAUCCUUUCUUAUGUGGACCAAGAUGGAGGAUAGACCCGUCAAUGGACAUUAUCAAAUGGAACCUCGGUUCAACUGCAGUUCGAAUAACAGAGGAGUACAUUUAUAACCAGCAGCAGCGGAGAAGGCUUGCCCAUUUUAUCGAAUUAAUGGAGAUGUUGAAUCUGCAUUCAAAGCCAAGGGUAACUUGUCAUUGGUUGGAAUUACUUCCUGGAAAAUGGCGAUUUUUGUACUCCACUGGUCGGCACAUUGGCUUGACCCUUCGUCAGCCUCCUAGUCGUGUUCUUAUUGGCGAUGUCCGCCUUACAGUGUCUAAAGCUUCAAUACCAAACGCAAACUUCUCAGUUGUCUCUGAUGUUGAAUUUACUGUUAUCGUUGGCCGUGAUUGGCCACAUAACAAGGUUGGAGUAAGUGGAAAACUGCAAGUGGAGUCCUUCUUUAGAUUAAAAUCUGGGAGAAGGAUAUACUUGGAUGCGGAAGACUCUCCAAAAAGAUUUCCAUCAUUAACAGUGAGUGCUGAGGGUUCCGUUCUGAAAAUUUUAUCCAGUAAAAAGUGGAAGAAGAUCAUUCCGAUAAAGGAAUUUCCUUCCAGCCUUCCAGUUGUAAAGCUUGUGUCUGGUGAUAUUGGGCUGACAAUGAUGCUAAAUGGCCCGUUGGGUAGUGAUGUUGAAAAGGCACAGCAGGUAAUACAUGAACUGCGCACACAAAUUCCGCCUGAAAUAUUUGAUCUUUCAAAAAUUGUUUGUGGAACAUACGUGGAUUCUAGGUUGCUUAUUCUCAGGAGUGUCAAUGGGUCGGCCUUGCUCUUUACAAGGUCGUGUAAAUGAUGAAAUUCACCAUUAGGCCACAUGUAACUGUAAAUAUAGUUGUAUUUUGUUUAAUUGUGUUAAAAACUUUUCUCUU